Rana temporaria (common frog) is the source of this 1531-nucleotide messenger RNA. RefSeq names its product mitochondrial ribosomal protein S5 (gene MRPS5). Lineage: Eukaryota; Metazoa; Chordata; Amphibia; Anura; Ranidae. The record is from RefSeq and is a predicted model, not a curated record. Bases 47 to 1261 code for a protein of 404 amino acids. Gene Ontology annotation, biological process: translation. Gene Ontology annotation, molecular function: RNA binding; structural constituent of ribosome. The transcript has 11 exons. Gene Ontology annotation, cellular component: ribosome.
UGUGAAGGCAUAAGACAGGCGGAACGGACGACCUCCCUGUUCAGAGAUGGCGGCUGUGAGGUGGUGUAGCGGUGUCCUCCGCUCUGCAUAUAGAGGUGGGAUCUCUGCUCCAGUGAUAAAGACCAGCUGCCAAUUCCACAGCCUUCGACUCGUACAGCCCACACAAGAAACGUGCUACUUAUCAGCUCAUCACAGUGUCUCUAUUCAGCAAGCAAGAUCAGCGAGCAGCUUCUUUGGCAAAUUGACAGCAAAUGAACUAUGGAAAGGAGUGCUUGCAGAAUCAGGUGGAGGAGCUAGAAAGGGAAGAGGUAAAAGAACCAAGAAGAAGAUUAAAAAGAAUCUGAACCUUGGACAGCAUAUUGGUGAAGGAAAAUCUGGAUUUCUGUGGCCCGGUUUGAAUACACCUAUAGUAAUUAACAAAAAGGAACAAGCCAUUCAACAGCGGAAUAAAGAGCAACAGCAAGAAUUGCAAGCUCAGUUAUUUAGGGAGAGAGAUGAGUGGGACAAGAAAAAGAAGACCAGAAUUAAAAGACCAGAGAGAGGGUGGACUGGACGAAGCUGGGGUGGCGUCAGCAUUGGACAUCCCGAUCCAGGUCCUAAUGGAGAAACAUAUGAGGAUUUUGACUGCAAAGUGAUUGAGCUGAAAGGUGUAUUCAACAUGACAGCCAAAGAUGGAAGGAAGAGAUCUACGAGUGCCUUAGUGGUGGUUGGCAAUGGCAAUGGAGCAGCAGGAUUUGCAAUUGGAAAAGCCACCGACAGAAUGAUAGCACUAAGAAAAGCAAAGAACAGAGCUGUCCAUUAUUUGCAUUACAUAGAACGAUACAACAAUCAUACCAUAUAUCAUGACAUAACAACAAAAUUUAAGAGAUCAACAAUCAAAAUGAAGAAACAAAACUCAGGUUAUGGUCUCCAUUGCCAUAGAGCAAUCAUCACUGUCUGCAAACUGAUUGGCAUCAAGGACAUGUAUGCAAAAGUGUCAGGUUCUCACAAUCUGCUUAAUAUUACAAGGGCACUCUUCCAGGGCCUGACUACGCAGGAAACUCAUCAAGAACAAGCCAACAGAAAAGCACUUCAUGUUGUGGAGUUUAGAGAAGAAUGUGGUCCCCUCCCUAGAAUUGUAGCUUCACCUCAAGGAUCCCUUUCAACAGUUCCCGAACAUGAAGGAGAUAUAAAAGACAUACCGCUAGACUGGGAUGACAUUAAAGUGACCCAGGGAAUAAAACGCUCUGUCUGGGCUAAUGUGAAGAGGACAGUCUGUUGAAGAUCUAGAAACAAUGUGAAGGACUGUAAGGGAAACGGAUAUCAAGUGGCUGUUAAUCAUGUUUUUUGCCUAGGUAAUUAUUGUUAAGUAAUUGUUUCAGCACAAGGACACAUUGCUGAAACAUUAUGGCAAGUUGCCGCCAUAAAGUCAUGAUGAAGAAUUAUAAGACACAUGUCAUGUCCGUAUAAAAAAUGUGUAAAGUCCUCAAAAUGUAUGGUUUAUAUGUCCAAAGAAUGUCACUAAAAAUAAAGCUAGUUCAUUUGUACUUGA